Messenger RNA from Cucumis melo (muskmelon), 1521 nucleotides. Its product is annotated as transcription termination factor MTERF5, chloroplastic-like. Bases 112 to 1233 code for a protein of 373 amino acids. Gene Ontology annotation, biological process: regulation of DNA-templated transcription; chloroplast organization. The transcript has a single exon. Lineage: Eukaryota; Viridiplantae; Streptophyta; Magnoliopsida; Cucurbitales; Cucurbitaceae. Gene Ontology annotation, cellular component: chloroplast. Gene Ontology annotation, molecular function: double-stranded DNA binding. The record is from RefSeq and is a predicted model, not a curated record.
GAAGAGAUAAUCCCUACACGUGCGUGUGUGGGUUUUCCGGGUUUCCACUCUCUCAUCGUUCACGGAGCUCAAAACCCUAACCCAAAACCUUUCUUGAAUUUCUUCAAUCCAAUGUCCAGACUUUCCUCCUCUUUUCUUUUACAUUUCAUCCAAAAUCGUUUUCUGAACACCAUUUAUACUUCUACGUUGCCUUUCUCCUCUGUUUCUACCAUCCAAUUCCUCAAAAAUUCAUGUGGCCUCUCUUCAGAAUCUCCUUAUUCCGCCGCUCGAAAACUCCAAUUCGAUGAAGAAAGCAUCCAGAAGUACGAAGCCACUAUCGGUUUCUUGAAAUCACAUGGAUUCGAUAAUUCACAGAUCGCCAAGUUGGUCUCGAAGCACCCUUCGAUUCUUCAAUCCAAAGUAUCCACCAAUCUGAAGCCUAAAUUUGAGUUCCUCCAGGAAAUCGGAUUAGUCGGUCCUUUACUUCCUAAGCUGAUUGCAUCAAACCCUUACAUUCUUCUCAGGAGCUUGGAUUCUCAUUUGAAACCAUCAUUUUUUUUCUUGAAGGAAAUUCUUGAAUCGGAUGUACAAGUAACUGCUGCUAUUUGUCGUUCUGCAAGGCUUCUAACUUUUGAUUUUAAGGGUAUUUUAAAACCUAACGUUGAUGUUUUGGUCAGUGAAGGAAUGCCUUCUAGGAAUAUAGCCAAAAUGAUUGCAUUGCAGCCUAUAGCUAUUAUGCAAAGGGUUGAUAGAAUGAUUCAAGCAGUGAAAACGGUUAAAGAAUUAGGCGUUGAACCAAAGGCUCGCAUGUUUGUUUAUGCAGUUCUAAUAAGGCUUUCAUUGAGUGAUUCGAAUUGGACGAAUAAGAUAAAUGUUUUGAAGAGUUUAGGAUGGUCUGAGAAGGAGAUUUUUGCAGCAUUUAAGAAAGAUCCAAAUUAUUUAGGUUGUUCAGAGAAGAAAAUGAGGGAUGUUGCAGAUUUCUGUUUCAACACUGCAAAGUUGGAUCCAGGAACCGUAAUUUCUUACCCUGUGUUCUUCAAGUCAUCAGUCGACAAGCGGCUCCGACCGAGGUACAAAGUUCUUGAGGUUUUGAAGGUGAAAAAUCUUCUUAAGAACAAAAAGAUUGCUGGGGUGCUUUUACAAGGGGAGAAAACUUUUGUGGAGAAAUAUGUUGUUAAGCAUUUAGAUGAAAUCCCAAAUCUGAUGGACAUAUACCGGGGCAAUGUCGAAGCGGAAACCAAAUCUGUUCCAUAGGAUUGGAAAGUUGUAAGUUAAUAAUUUUCUUAUAGUUUAAAUUCUAGCAUCAUGAUCUUCUAAUGGGGGAGCUUUUCAAGAUCUCCCUCUUUCUUUUCAAGUGGGAGAAGUCUGUUGUUUUCCCUUCCAAUUUGAGGCUCUUACCUAAAUAUUUUGCUAUAUAUUUGUUAGGGCUAUUUGAGUUGUUUUCCCCUUCCUAAUCUCUUACUCAUCCUUUGAACUUUUGUAACUUUGUACACUAAUUUUUGAAUCUAAUGAUCUUGAAACGGAGGUGGUUUUUUUCAUUCA